Molecule: messenger RNA, 3741 nt
Organism: Anisakis simplex (herring worm)
Lineage: Eukaryota; Metazoa; Nematoda; Chromadorea; Rhabditida; Anisakidae
Source: the annotation of a GenBank genome assembly
AUGAACAUCGUCCGUAUCCAACUUCAUUCAUCACAGAUCUCCAUACCGAACAACUCUCAAUUGCAUUGUGUUUCAUGGAUGCAAAAUUUGGGUUAUGUGGCCACCGGAGGUACUGACGGUGUUCUUAAGGUUCUCAAGCUCGCACCAAGCACACAUCCUCGAGGCUCGUCCGGACCGACAAACCUUUCAGUCAAUCAGAAUCUCGAUGGACAUAGCGGUAUCGUGCAAGUGGCAGCUUGGAACGAAGUAUAUCAAAAGCUAACGACAAGUGAUAGUAAUGGACUAAUAAUUGUUUGGUUAACGCAACGAGAUAGUUGGUAUGAGGAAAUGAUCAACAACCGCAACAAGUCUGUUGUUGUCGAUAUGGCGUGGAGUCAUAAUGGCACGAAAAUAGCGAUCGCAUACGAAGACGGACAAGUUAUCAUUGGUUCAGUAGACGGAAAUCGUUUAUGGAGCAAAGACAUUACGGGCGAGUUGGCUGCUGUUUGCUGGUCUUAUGAUUCCUCACUUUUGCUGUUCGGUAUGGCCGAUGGUGAGGUGCAUGUGUACGAUGCUAGUGGUACUUUUGUGCAGAAGGUACACAUGGUAUGCCUUGAGAAUGUGGAACUUGAAACUGCUCUCACGAAAGACUUGCGGAGAGACACUAUUAUAUCAAUGCAGUGGUACGUCGCGGCGCUUGCGUCCAAGAUCUACGAUGGUCGCCCAAACGAUGCAGGAGCCUUUGGUGAAUCAUCCAUGAACCCAGCAACCGUGGGACGCAUCACACUUGAAGCAGCCACUCAUCCACUCUUCCGUGGCCAUAUCCCCGAAGACCGUCCACGAUUUCUCAUUGCAUAUAAGCACGGAGUAGUACAAUUGAUGAGAAAUGAAAAUGAUGCUAUCCAAUUGAGUUCAGUCAUUUUUAUGUUUCAUAAUAAUACCUUUAGCAUUUCGCGCGUCUUUUCAGGUCCAAUUGUGAUCAAGCUGCCGAAUAUGAUUUUAAGCAAGGCGAAGUGGAGUCCAGAUGGUUCUUUGCUUGCAAUUUGCGGUCUACAAACUGAUCUUGAUGUUGAAAAGUGUGUCGUCCAUUUUGUGACUGCUUAUGGCGAUCGCCAGCGUCUCCUUCAAAUUCCCGGCCAAACUAUAUCCGAUUUGACAUGGGAAGGUGGAGGGCUGCGUAUUUGUAUGGCAAUCGAUUCUCACCUCUUCUUCGCAAACAUUCGCCCCAACUACACGGUAUUUCUUUGCAACGUGCUAGUUAAUCUCUAUCGGACUUAUGGUAAUAGAUGUUCAUUUCAGUGGGCAUAUUGUGGGCAAACAGUGGUUUACAGCUAUGAACGAUCCGAACAAAAUGAGCAUUGUGUUGUAUUUUUUGAGACAAAACUCGAAGAAUGUUAUCAGAAAUAUGUGAAACAAUUGUUACAUAUUGCUGCAUUCGAAGAUCAUUGUGUGGUGGUGAAUCGUGCUGAUGAUCAAGCUGGAAUGUACUUUAUGCAAAUUUGCAACGGAAUUGGUACUCCGGUGGAUUCGAAGUAUAUUGAUUUGGAACCGAAAUUUGUUGCAAUGAAUGGCUCCGAGGUGCUGGUUGCCAGUGCUGAUGCGUUUUUCCUGUGGCGCUAUGUGAUUCCGAGAAGCUCUCGACGUGAAUCAUUACCAACCAGCACGAAUACCAGUGACUUGUACGUGAUUUGUAUGCUUUUGGAUUGUCGAGAAUCCGGCUCAGUUCAACGAUAUUCGUUACCUCAGAUCAUCCUAAAGAAUACAUUCCUGUUAGGAUGUCGAGUUGAACGAAUGGAACUGAACUGCAAUGGAACAAGAUUGGCUGUUCUAACGUCGCAAGGAAUGCAACUGUUUGAAAUCAGUGAAACUUCAACUAAAAUGAUGAACUUCGAUCGAAAGGAUGUUUGGUGUAUUAAGUGGGAUGCGGAGAAAGACGAUACAAUCGCAGUAAUGGAGAAAACACGAAUGUAUGUGGUGAGAAAUACGGAGUGUGAAGAACCGAUCGUCAACAGCGGAUAUUUGUGUUCAUUUCAUAAUCUCACUGUACGAACUGUACUUCUGGAUGAGAUCAUGAAAAGUCCUGAGAAUCCAGAUAAAUCCUAUAUCGUCGACGUAGAAAUCAAGUCGUUGAGAGAUGCAAAGAAUCUUCUGGAGAAGAUGAAAAUUCAAGAAGCUACAGCAUUCAUCGAGAAGAACAGCCAUCCCAAGUUGUGGUCCUUGCUGGCUGAGGUGGCGUUGAGUCGUCUGGAUACAGCAACUGCUGAACAUGCAUACGUGAUGCUCAAGGACUACGCUGGAAUUCAGCUGAUUAAACGUAUCAACGGUAUCCAGCACGAAGACUUCAAACGUGCUGAAAUCGCAGUUUUCCUCGGUCGUUUGGACGAGGCGGAAAAGAUCUAUAUGGAGCGUGAUCGUCGAGAUUUGGCGAUUGCAAUGCGUCGUAAGAUGAACGAUUGGUUUCGGAUUAUGGAGAUCGUUCAACGAAGCUCAGGGCCUGGCGACGAUCAGCUUCUGAAGCAGGCUUGGAAUCAUGUUGGCGAUUAUUAUGCUGACCGUCAGAACUGGAUGCAAGCAGCCUUCUAUUAUGAAAAAUGUGAAAAUUAUGAACAAUUAAUUCGAUGCUAUUUGAUGAACGAUAAUUACGAGAAACUCGGAAAUCUAUCCAAGCAACUACCUGAUGGUCACGAUCUCCUGAAGAUGAUCGGUGAAAUAUUCGGUGGAGCCGGUUUAUGUGAGCAGGCCGUCAACUGCUAUCUAAGAUGUGAUAUGUUGAACGAUGCGCUUGAUGUUUGCAUUCAGUUGAAUCAAUGGGACAAAGCCGUGCAGCUAUCGAAAACACAUAAUUUACGUAACGUCGAUGCACUCCUGGGAAAGUAUGCUGAACAGUUAACUGGUAGUAACGAAAAGACAUUAGCCGCGGUGCAGUUGUAUCGGAGAGCCGGAAAGUUCCUGGAAGCAGCACGAAUCGUGUUUGAUAUUGCCAAUGAGGAACGCAAGAAACAAGCGCAGCCGUUACGUUUGAAGAAGUUGUACGUGCUGGGAGCACUUCUUGUCGAGCAGUAUCAUGAUCAGAACAAAGCUGAAGUGGCGAAAGAUGCUGAUAACAAGAGUGGUGCCGAAGUGGCUCUGCGAGGUCUUCUGGAGGAAGAUAAUGCGUUGUCACUGGCUGACACUUCAUUAAUUGACGGUGCAUGGCGUGGAGCUGAGGCUUAUCACUUCUACAUGCUAGCACAGCAUCAGCUUUAUGAAAGUACCAAUGCCAUUGGAAUAUUCACAAUUAAUCUUCUAUCAACUGAUUACUUUAUACCAGAUGAUGUGGACGCUUCAAUGAAGACGGCCCUCCAUUUAACAGAUUUCGAUGACAUCCUGGAGCCAGUUGAAGUCUAUUCGUUACUUGCGUUGGCCAGCUGCGCAGCAAGACAGUUCUCAGUGUGCAGUAGAGCAUUCAUUAAACUCGAAAGUCUCCCAUCUAUAACACCUCAAGAAAGAGAAGCAUACAGCAAACUGGCACUCACAAUAUUCACAAAGUAUCCACCAAAUGACACCCGUUUGGUUCAGGUCGAAUGCACUGGAUGUGACGCACACAUACCCGAUUAUUGCCAAAUGUGUCCAAAUUGUGACACUAAAUUUCCAACUUGUAUUGUCAGCGGAAGACCGUUACUUGAUUAUCAGUUCUGGUUGUGUCCUACGUGUAAGCACCGCGCUUAUGAGCAGCAAAUCAGCUCCAUGCGUUACUGUCCAUUGUGUCAUGGAGAAGUUUGA